AUAGCUGAAGUAGCAGAAUUUCUGCACACACCAGGACAGAACAGUGCCUUCUCUUCAGGGAAAGGAACUCUUUAAGGAGGCAUCUAAUGUGUUCCCUUCUUUACUGCCUCUUUUAUUUGAAAUACAACAGCACAGAUUCCUUUGUUUUCUUUUCUGCAGCUGGAGUUUAAAUGACACCAAACAGAAUCUACUAUUAGAUUAGAUUACCAGCACUCCAGGGCACAAUGCAAAAAGCAGCCCUAGUCUAUUAUCUUCUGCUUGUUUAUCUGUGCGUUGCUCUUGCCCAGAAUAGACGCAAUGGAAUGCCCGGAAGAGCAAGGCGAAGAAUAAUCUAUAGACGAUUACGAAAGGACCCCGUAGGAAAUCACAGCUUAAACAAGCAGUCACAAAUCAGACCUCCAAUCUCUAGCACUCCACUAAUGAGCAUUCCACUUAUUAAUACUGAUGGAGAUAUUACUGGAGUAUUUAACUCUCUUACCCGUUUGGAUGGUCAAGAAUCCAAUUACAAUAUUUUGCCAGGAAAAGAAGGACGGUGCUUUGCUAAUGGAAUGCUUAUGUUUGAUAAAGCUGUGUGGUCUCCUAAACCCUGCCUCACAUGCCUCUGUUCAAAAGGAAAGGUGUUUUGUGAUGAAACCUCAUGCAAUCCUGUGACAUGUCACAAACCUACAAUACCUGAAGGGGAAUGUUGCCCCGUGUGUAUGGACAGUGUACCAAGUACAAUUUCUCGAGGUGACCCAGCUGAAGUUUCUGGUGAUUCUCCUGUGCCAAAUGAUCCCAGUGAACCAGCCUUGCAUUAUAUACAGGCGCAAGAUCCAAUGCAAAAGAAGGAAGAAAUAUUUGCAAAGAAUAUUCAUAUAAGAAAUAAAGCAAAGAGGAAAAGGAAGAGAAUAAAAAGCCACAAACCAAGGAGAAAACAUGAACAUAUCAAUGAUCAAAUGGAAGAAGAGGUGGAAACCAGAUCAGAGGAAGAAAAAAGAAGAGCUUAUGAAGAAGAAGAGCUAAGAAUUGAAAAAGAAAUGAAAAAACAAGAGCAGGAGCAAGAAGAAAAUGAACAAGAGAAGGAAGGAAGCGAAGAGGAGGAAGAUGUAUUGCGUGGAGAUGUGUUCAGAGUGCCACCGCAUUUCCCAGUUCCUGACCCUUCUAUUGAGAUUCCUCCGUUGCCAAACGGAUGCUCUGUCUUGGAAAAUACAGUAAGCUGCAUUAACAGCAAGCUCACACAUGUACCCAUAAUCAUGGAUGAAGAGCUUAUAAGCAUAGAGCUUGAAGGGAAUGACAUCACUGAAAUUCCAGAUGGAGCUUUCAAUGGGAUGCCUAAUUUGGAGAGAAUUGAUCUUCGUAAAAAUAAAAUCACAUCAUCCAGCAUUGGUCCACAGGCAUUUAAAAACUUGAAGAAUCUGCAACGUUUAUAUAUGGAUGGAAAUGCACUAGUUCAUAUUCCAAAUGGUUUGCCAUCAACUCUGGAAGAACUUAAAAUAAGUGAAAAUGAAAUACAUGCAAUUAAUGAAGAUAGCUUUCAAGGUUUAAAGAAGUUGGUGACACUGGAAUUAGAGAGCAACAAACUUAGUGAAGCAAAUGUCAGCCCUUUAGCUUUUCAGCCUUUGAAGAGCUUGUCAUAUUUGCGCCUUGGGCGAAAUCAGUUUAGGACUAUUCCACAAGGUCUUCCCUGUUCUAUUGAGGAACUAUACCUUGAUAAUAACCAGAUUGAAGAAAUUACAGAAAUAUGCUUUAAUCAUACUGAAAACAUAAACACAAUUGUUCUAAGGCACAAUAAAUUAGAAGAAAGCAGAAUAGCCCCAUUGGCAUGGAUCAAUCAUGAGAACUUGGAAUCUAUUGAUCUUUCUUACAAUAAGUUGUAUCAGGUUCCUUCCUAUUUGCCAAAGUCACUAGUACAUCUUGUACUUAUAGGGAACCAAAUUGACAGAAUUCCAGGAUUUGUAUUUGGACAUAUGAGACCAGGGCUGGAAUACCUCUAUCUUUCAUUUAAUAAACUUGAUGAUUAUGGAGUGGACCCUGUGUCAUUCUACGGAGCAUACCAUUCUCUCAGAGAAAUGUUUUUAGAUCAUAACCAGUUGAAGUCUGUGCCACUUGGAAUUGCAGAAAUGAAAACAUUAAAUUUUCUAAGGCUCAACAACAACAAAAUCAGAGCUGUCCCUCCAGAGAGAAUCUGUAGAUGCAGACUAAAUCAUGAGGAGGAAAACUACGAGAGUGAUGAGGAAGAAGACUAUGAAGAUUCGCAGUUACAACAUCUUCAUCUUGAAUACAAUUAUAUUAAUACAAGGGGCCUUUCACCAUAUGCCUUUUCAUGUGUAAGAUCAUAUUCUAGUGUGAUUCUGAAACUUCAGAAAAUUAAAUAAAAUGUUUUGUGAUACAAAUGUAUUUUUAUAUGUAAAUAAUAUAGUUAGAAUAUUUGUUCUUCGCCAGCAAUUAAUAUGUCAUAAAAAGUAUCUGAAUACUAUUAUUGCUUAAUAAUAAUAUUUAGGGCUAAUGAAGGAUGAGCAGUAAGAGUAUAAAUGUCUCCAAGGAACUGGUAGCAUACUACAGGUAAGAUGCUAAAUCUAUCUAUCUAUCUAUAAAUAAAAUAAAUGUUUUAAGGAAGCACAAUAAAGCUGGAAUUUAUUGAACUUCCAAUUAACUUCAAAAAGCCGAUUUAAUCAAGACCAUUUUCAGUACAAUGGAUUAUAAUAUUUCACAUCCUUUGAAACGUACAUUUAAAAAAAAUCCAAAAAUAUGUCAAAAUUAAGAUGUCAUGGCAAUAGAAAGUAUAUGUCCUGUUAAUAUGAAGACUGUUCAUCAGAACUACAUUUUUAAAAACCUGGCUCCUUUUUUACCACUGCAAAAUGCAGUCAUCCUAGCCAUGCAACAUCCUAGACAUCAUCCAAGAAUUUUUAGGGAAAAAAUUCUGUGCUCCAGUCAAUGUAAUUAUAUGCUCUAAUACUUGAGAAAUCUAUUACGUAUCAUUUGGAAUCAUAAAGCCACAUACAUUCUCUAUUGGCUAUAUGAUUAUAGUUUCUCUUUUGCAUAUGGGCAGAAUUUAUUCAAAUAUAUGAUUAAAAAUACAGUAUUUACAUUUCAGGAACUAUUAACCAAGAAUAAUUUUAUAAAAAUUUAAAAAAUGAAAGUUGCACAUACCCUUCAGAGUUAAAUGAAUUAAUGACAAAGGCAUUCAUACCUGAAGACAUGCCAAUUAUUGCAAUAAAAU
This is a messenger RNA of Candoia aspera, 3199 nucleotides long. It is a transcript of the gene ECM2, whose product is annotated as extracellular matrix protein 2. Gene Ontology annotation, biological process: positive regulation of cell-substrate adhesion; extracellular matrix organization. Gene Ontology annotation, molecular function: protein binding; heparin binding; collagen V binding. The transcript is spliced from 10 exons. Gene Ontology annotation, cellular component: extracellular matrix. The coding region runs from base 225 to 2354 and encodes 709 amino acids. The record is from RefSeq and is a predicted model, not a curated record. Lineage: Eukaryota; Metazoa; Chordata; Lepidosauria; Squamata; Candoiidae.